AUGGACAGAUUUAUAGUUAAAUACAUGUGUUAGAAGAUGGAUCUAAGGAAUAGCUAUUAGAUUAAAUACUGCAUUCAUAUACGCACUCUCCAUCAAGUAAAUAUUAACUAUCUUAACAAUUCGCAAUACACCCUUACUGGAAUAAAAAAAAUGCAAUUGUUAUUUAAAAAAAUGGUGAUUAAGUUACUUUAUCCUAUGGGUUCAAAGAGUAACCAGUUAGGCAUUAAUAGCAUUCAGCAGAUGAACAGCUUGAGCAAAAUUUAGAAGCGCAAGAAAUGCAUUCCAUGUUAAAGUUUUCGUAUGUUCCACUAGGACAAGAUUGGACACAAUUAUAGCUAUUCUGAUCAAAAUAAAAUGGGUAUUUACAUCCAAGGCACUCAAAGCUUUUAUCGCUAGAGCAAUCUUAGCAUACCUAGUUACAUUAAAUAGCACCAUCUUUUUGACCAAAAGAAAGGAAAGUUAUAUUCAGUAUGA
This is a messenger RNA of Tetrahymena thermophila SB210, 474 nucleotides long. RefSeq lists its product as hypothetical. The transcript has a single exon. NCBI's taxonomy places the organism in Eukaryota, Ciliophora, Oligohymenophorea, Hymenostomatida, Tetrahymenidae. The record is from RefSeq and is a predicted model, not a curated record.